CCACAGCUGUUGGUGCCCUUGGGCUGCAGGACGGAGGGGCCGGCAGCAUAAAGCCCCACAGCCAGUGGAGCUGCCGGCAGCACCGGGAGCCAGGACUGGGCACUCCCUACCUGUGGUGGCAACGAGAAAAGGAUACAUCUUGCACGGGACUGUGCACUGUGGGCAGACAUGGAGCUGGAUGUGGAACGGGCCAAGGAGCUCAUCGAGCAGAAGCUGGCAGAGGAGGAGGAAGAGGUGCAGAGACUCAAAGGGAAUGGCGCACGGGAGCCACCGACUGUGGAGCGGAUGAACACACCCGAGCUGGAGGAGGAGAAGCACCAUGGUCCCAGGAACUGGGGCCUCGAGGCCAUCAAGGGCCAGGAGAGGGUGCGGAGGAGUUCAGUGGAUCUGCGGCGAGAGAUCAUCGAUGUGGGGAGCAUCCAACGACUCAUCGAGCUCCGCAAGCAGCGUCGGCAGCGCCAGGCAGAGCGGGCGGCCACCCCUGAGCCCUUCCAGCCACCUGAGCCCUUGGAGAUUGUGGGUCCUGUGGAGCCAGAGACCUUCCUGCGAGCCGCCGUUCAGGGCAAGAUGCACAUCAUCGAGAAGUUCCUGGCAGACGGUGGCCCCGCCGACACGUGUGAUGAGUUCCACCGCACAGCCCUGCACCGCUCCUCGCUGGAGGGACACAUGGAUAUCCUGCAGAAGCUGCUGGACAGUGGGGCCACGGUUGACUUCAGGGACCGGCUGGACUGCACUGCCGUGCACUGGGCCUGCCGGGGUGGACACCUGGAUGCUGUCAAGCUGCUGCAGGACCAUGGGGCAGACCUCAAUGUGAAGGACAAGCUGCUCAGCACACCCCUCCAUGUGGCCACCCGGACCGGACACCUUGACAUCGUGGAGCACCUCAUCCACUGCGGGGUGGAUAUCAAUGCCCCAGACAGGGAAGGGGACACUGCGCUGCAUGAUGCUACACGGCUCAGUCGCUACAAGAUCAUCAAAAAGCUGAUCCUGCAUGGGGCUGACAUGAUGGCCAAGAACGAGGCUGGCAAGACCCCGACGGACCUGGUGCAGCAGUGGCAGCUGGACACGCGCCAGGCACUGGAGACCAAGGAGCAGCCACAGGGGGAGAUGGAGGUCCCCGCAUGAUGGCGCCAGGAAGGGACGAGGGAUCAGGCUUGGCUCCAGGGAUGAGACUUGUCUGUGUCAAUAAAAGUCAUCGAAGAGCAGCA
Molecule: messenger RNA, 1208 nt
Organism: Empidonax traillii (willow flycatcher)
Lineage: Eukaryota; Metazoa; Chordata; Aves; Passeriformes; Tyrannidae
Gene: ANKRD2
Product: ankyrin repeat domain 2
Exons: 9
Coding region: 169-1125 (318 amino acids)
Biological process (GO): regulation of transcription by RNA polymerase II
Cellular component (GO): nucleus
Molecular function (GO): RNA polymerase II-specific DNA-binding transcription factor binding
Source: RefSeq, a predicted model, not a curated record